UUUCUGGGUCCAGUAGGUCCGAGGCAGCCGCUCCGCUAGGGCCGGUCUGACCGGUUUGGGCCGUCCCGCCUGGCUCUUUGCUGGGAGGAGCCGCCGCCAGUCGGUCCCUCGGUCCCUCCCCUGGGGACGCCCGCGCGUCCGGACCGGAGGGCAGAGGGGGAGCGGCUGCGGGAGCAGGCAGGCGCCGUCGGGGCCGGGCUCCCGCAGGGAUGGGGAAGGAGCAGCAGCUUUAUUACGGGAAGCACGGAACACCGCAGAAGUAUGACCCCACCUUCAGAGGACCCAUUUACAACAGAGGCUGCACAGAUAUCAUUUGCUGUGUCUUCCUCUUCCUGGCUAUCGUGGGUUAUGUAGCUGUAGGCAUCAUAGCUUGGACUCAUGGAGACCCUCGAAAGGUAAUCUACCCCACUGACAGCCGAGGCCAAUUCUGCGGGCAGAAGGGCACGAAGAAUGAGAACAAACCCUUCCUGUUUUAUUUCAACAUCGUGAAGUGUGCUAGCCCCCUGGUCCUGCUGGAAUUCCAGUGUCCCACCCCCCAGAUUUGUGUGGAGAAAUGUCCCAGCCGUUACCUCACCUACCUGAGUGCUCAUGCAUCUGAGGACUUUGAGUACUACAAGCAGUACUGUUUACCUGGCUUCCAGAAAAACAAGGGUGUGGCUGAAGUCCUUCGAGAUGGAGACUGCCCUGCUGUCCUCAUUCCCAGCAAACCCUUUGCCCAGCGAUGUUUCCCGGCUGUCCAUGCCCACAAGGGGGUCCUCAUGGUGGGCAACGAGACGACCUACGAGGAUGGGCUUGGCUCUCGGAAAAACAUCACGGAGCUGGUGGAAGGCGCCAAGAAGGCCAGUGGAGUCCUGGAGGCCCGGCAGCUGGCCAUGAGGAUAUUUGAAGAUUACACAGUCUCCUGGUACUGGAUUAUCAUAGGCCUGAUUAUUGCCAUGGUGCUGAGCCUCCUGUUCAUCAUCCUGCUCCGAUUCUUGGCUGGCAUUAUGGUCUGGGUGAUGAUUGUCAUGGUGAUCCUGGUCCUAGGCUACGGAAUACUGCAUUGCUACAUGGAGUAUGCUCGGCUGCGUGGUGAGGCCGGCUCUGACGUCUCCCUGGUGGACCUUGGCUUCCAGACGGACUUCCGAGUGUAUCUGCAUUUGCGGCAGACCUGGGUGGCCUUCAUGAUCAUUCUGAGCAUCGUUGAGGUUAUUAUCAUCUUGCUGCUCAUUUUUCUACGGAAGAGAAUUCUCAUUGCCAUCGCACUCAUCAAAGAAGCCAGCAGGGCUGUGGGAUACGUGAUGUGCUCCUUGCUGUACCCACUGGUCACCUUCUUCCUGCUGUGCCUUUGCAUCGCCUACUGGGCUAGCACUGCUAUCUUCCUGUCCACUUCCAACGAAGCUGUCUAUAAGAUCUUCAAUGAGACCAGCUGCCCAGUUGCUGGGAAAACCUGCAACCCCGAGACCUUCCCCUCCUCCAAUGAAUCCCGCCUGUGUCCUGGAGCCCACUGCCAGUUCGCCUUCUAUGGUGGUGAAUCAACCUACCACCGGGCCCUGUUGGGCCUGCAGAUCUUCAACGUCUUCAUGUUCUUCUGGCUGGCCAACUUCGUGCUGGCACUGGGCCAGGUCACACUAGCCGGGGCGUUCGCCUCCUACUACUGGGCCAUGAACAAGCCGGAUGAUUUGCCUGCCUUCCCGCUCUUCUCUGCCUUUGGCCGGGCGCUCAGGUAUCACACAGGCUCCCUGGCCUUUGGCUCCCUCCUUCUGGCCAUCGUGCAGGUCAUCCGAGUGAUACUGGAGUACUUGGAUCAGCGCUUGAAAGCGGCAGAGAACAAGUUUGCAAAGUUCCUCAUGAGCUGUCUCAAAUGCUGCUUUUGGUGUCUGGAGAAAUUCAUCAAAUUCCUCAACAGAAAUGCCUACAUCAUGAUUGCCAUCUAUGGCACCAACUUCUGCACCUCAGCCAGAAACGCCUUCUUCCUGCUCAUGAGAAACAUCAUCAGGGUGGCUGUCCUGGAUAAAGUCACCGACUUCCUCUUCCUGUUGGGCAAACUUCUGAUAGUCGGUAGCGUGGGGAUCCUGGCUUUCUUCUUCUUCACUCACCGAAUCAGGAUCGUGCAGGACACAGCACCAUCCCUCAAUUAUUACUGGGUCCCUGUAGUGACGGUGGUCAUUGGCUCCUACCUGAUCGCCCAUGGCUUCUUCAGUGUCUAUGGCAUGUGUGUGGACACACUUUUCCUCUGUUUCUUGGAGGACCUGGAGAGGAACGAUGGGACGCCCGAGAGGCCUUACUUCAUGUCUUUAACCCUCAAGAAGAUCUUGAACAAGACCAACAAGAGGCAGGCGGAGGCCUAGAGGCCCCACCCCCACCCUCCCUGAAGUUUCGCGAUGGGUGCUGGGCAGCUGGGUCAGAACCUCCAGCCCAUCGGGCUGACCUGAAGUCCUAUCACUGCCGCCCCCUUCCUGCCCCACCCGUCAUCCAGUUACCACCAGGGAACCUGCAGGAUUUAGGGCAUCGCCUUCUUAUGCCAAGGGCCAGAGUUUUCUGGGCACUUCCCCGCCUCACUACUUCGCACCCCACCAGCCAGGAUGAGAAGCCAGGUGGGGCUUCUUAAUAUCCAACAUGUGAGGGGCCUCUGUGGGCUGCCCUGCGGUUCCUGCCCCCUCUUACGACAGGACAGUAUUUGUGGCUGCAACAAGGCCAUUGUAACCUGCGUCUGCUCUGGCCAGGAUGCCAGAACUCUCUCCAGGCUGAACAACUGGCUACUGGCCACUGCAGGCAUUUCUUUCUUUUUAAACCUGGACAUGCAUUAAAGGGCCUGUUAGCUUUUUCUCUGUCUUCAUGGCUGAGAUGGGGCCGCUAAAGAAUGCUUUCUUAUAUCCCCUCCUCGGGUGUCGCUGUGUGCGCCCAGGUAGGGGUGUCUCCUGGCCAAGGAGGCAGUAGCUGGGGUGUCGAUGGGGUGGAGAAGAGGGAGGUAGGUUGUUGGGGCAGGGAGGCUGGGGGAAGGCUGGUGGGGAGCAGGGAGUAGGUUGGUAAUAGCGGCUUAAUGGAAACCGGCUGGCUGGCUGAGUCGGGCCAAAUUUCCCCUUUUCUCUGCCACUUAUUGACACACCUCUCUUUGUAAGAGAGAUAAGAAACUGAAUCCACCCAAGGGACGAUUUCGAAGAAAGGGGGGAUGGGGUAGAUGCCUUGGGCAAAUGGGCACCCUCCACCCCCAGUCUCCUCGCUUUGAGGAUCCUUUUGCCAAAUGUGUUGAAUUCGGGGGAACUGGUGUGCCCGUUCUCCCUUCGCCUUAUCUCAAGGCCCCCCGAUCCGGGAUCUGGAGAAACCCCAGCCUGGGGUUUCUAUCUCCUGUGCCUGCCUGGCCCCCUCCCCGAUUCUGUUCACACACCCCUAUGUGUAACUGCAUUCCAACCACUAAUAAAGUGCCUAUUGUACAGCG
Molecule: messenger RNA, 3418 nt
Organism: Bubalus bubalis (water buffalo)
Lineage: Eukaryota; Metazoa; Chordata; Mammalia; Artiodactyla; Bovidae
Gene: SLC44A2
Product: solute carrier family 44 member 2
Exons: 22
Coding region: 210-2330 (706 amino acids)
Biological process (GO): transmembrane transport; choline transport
Cellular component (GO): membrane
Molecular function (GO): choline transmembrane transporter activity
Source: RefSeq, a predicted model, not a curated record